This is a messenger RNA of Acanthisitta chloris (rifleman), 1500 nucleotides long. RefSeq names its product membrane metallo-endopeptidase (gene MME). The record is from RefSeq and is a predicted model, not a curated record. Gene Ontology annotation, molecular function: metalloendopeptidase activity. The annotation marks the transcript as partial. Gene Ontology annotation, biological process: protein processing; amyloid-beta clearance. The transcript is spliced from 14 exons. NCBI's taxonomy places the organism in Eukaryota, Metazoa, Chordata, Aves, Passeriformes, Acanthisittidae. Gene Ontology annotation, cellular component: plasma membrane.
GUUAUGGGCAAGUCAGAAAGCCAGAUGGAUAUAACUGAGAUGAAUACUCCAAAGCCAAAGAAGAAACUGAGAUGGAGUGGCCUGGAGAUCGGGCUGGCUGUGAUGGUGCUGCUGCUGGCCAUCGUGGCCAUCACCAUGAUCGUCCUCUAUGCCACAUAUGAUGAUGGGGUUUGCAAGACAGCAGACUGCAUAAAAUCAGCUGCACGAAUCCUGGAGAACAUGGACCCCACGGCACAGCCCUGUGAGGACUUCUACCAGUUUGCCUGUGGGGGGUGGCUCAGGAGGAAUGUCAUCCCCGAGACCAGCUCCCGCUACAGCAACUUUGACAUUUUGAGAGACGAGCUAGAAGUUGUUCUCAAAGAUGUCCUCGACACACCCAGCACUAACGACAUAGCAGCAGUGCAGAAGGCAAAAACUUUGUACAGGUCCUGCAUAAAUGAAACCACCAUUGACAGCAGAGGUGGAAGGCCUUUAAUCAGCUUAUUGCCAAGUGUGUCUGACUGGCCUGUAGCAACAUUUAACUGGGAAGCAUCCUAUGGUACUUCUUGGAAAGCUGAGACAGCAAUUGCACAGCUCAACUCCAUGUAUGGAAAAAAGGUCCUGAUUAAUUUUUUUGUUGGCACAGAUGACAAAAACUCCACAGCACAUAUCAUCCACAUCGAUCAGCCUGGGCUGGGCCUGCCUUCUCGUGACUACUACGAGUGCACUGGUGCAUACAAAGAGGCAUGUUCUGCCUACGUUGAUUUCAUGAUUUCUGUUGCUAAACUAAUCCUAAAAGAAAGAAAUAUUUCUGCCAUUGAGAGUGACAUUUCUGCUCAGAUGAGAAGAGUUAUGGACCUGGAGAAAGAGAUUGCCAAUGCAACAACAAAAUCUGAAGACAGAAACGAUCCACUUCUGCUGUACAAUAAAAUGACUUUGGCAGAACUUCAAAAGAACUUCACACUGAGGAUCAAUAAUAAGACAUUUGAUUGGGCAGAAUUCAUCAACGCAAUAAUGUCAACUGUCCAAAUCAAUGUGGACAGCACCGAACACGUCAUUGUCUACGAUCCUGACUACCUGCUCAAGCUGAGCUCUAUCCUCAUCAAAUACACCCCCAGAGACCUUCAGAAUUACAUGACCUGGCGAUUUGUGAUGGACCUUGUCAACAGCCUCAGCAGGGACUACAAGGACACAAGGAAUGCUUUCCGUAAGGCACUUUAUGGCACAACAUCAGAAACUGCUGUUUGGCGUCGCUGCGCCAACUAUGUCAACGGCAACAUGGAGAACGCGGUGGGAAGGCUCUAUGUGGAGGAGGCGUUUGCUGGGGACAGCAAGCAUGUGGUGGAGGAAAUGAUUGCAGACAUACGAGAGGUGUUUAUACAGACCUUAGAUGAGCUGCCCUGGAUGGAUGCAGAGACCAAAAAGAGAGCAGAACAGAAAGCAACAGCAAUUAGGGAGAGGAUUGGUUAUCCCGAUGAGAUCGUGACAGAUGACAACAAGCUCAACAGUGAGUACCAGGAG